GUCUUUUUCAAAUGCCUAACGGAGUAGCAGAGCAAAUCUCCGUCCUCGGCUCCCACGUCAAGAGCCGAAGGUUUGAUCAAGGAACUCUGCGGCUUCUUGAAUUCAUCUUGGUUUCCAACGAUGUGAAAUCAUCCUUGGAAGUUCGAUCGAGCUUGCGAGAGUUCAUGAGCUCUGAAUGUCUACGAGUUGUUCGUGAAAUUGCUGAGAAAACUGUCGACGAGAAGCUUUUAAUUAUCGAUUUCUUUGUUCGUGCUUUUGCUCUCGCAGGCGAUGUCGAGAGUUGCUUGGCUUUAAGAUACGAGGCCUUGGCUUUGCGGGAACUCAAUUCUACACGUUAUAACGGCCUACAAGUUUCAUAUAGGGAAUGGCUUACAUUUGCUGAGCAUUCCCUGGAUAAAGGUUACUAUUCUAUCACUAGGAAGGCAUGUGAAAAGGCACUAUCAUGCAUUCAUGUGAAUGAUAGUGUAGAUGCUGAAACAGAUGGCAGUUCAGAAAACACGCAAGUUACUGAAAAAAUCAAGAGAUUAAUGGAUGUUGCUGUGGCAUCAUCUGCUUCACGUUCUGUUCAGGCACAGGCAGCAGACUACUUGAGAAAGAGAGAAAUUGGCGGCAGCAGCAGCCUAAGGAGCUCUUCUCUUGGCCAACACGCAGUGUGCUCGGCAAGCACUCUGUUCAGAAACGGAAUUAAGAAGCGAAAUGCGCAAAAACUGCAUCUCAGCAAAUCUCACUGCAGCGGUCCCAGGUAGGAUGGGUUAUGCAUAUGGUCAUAUUUUGAGGCUAUGAGAUUUACUUUCCUCGUGCAUCCUACUAAGAAAAAACAAAUGUGAUGAAAAACGACACCACUGAAGGUAUUAGCACGCCUCGUUUGCAAAUCUCUUCACGUGGAUCACACUUUUGUUUGUCUUGAGCUAGGCCAAUAGUCACAAGGUCAACUUUCUUA
Messenger RNA from Malania oleifera, 940 nucleotides. RefSeq names its product protein DOUBLE-STRAND BREAK FORMATION. The record is from RefSeq and is a predicted model, not a curated record. Lineage: Eukaryota; Viridiplantae; Streptophyta; Magnoliopsida; Santalales; Ximeniaceae. Gene Ontology annotation, biological process: meiotic DNA double-strand break formation. The coding region runs from base 12 to 746 and encodes 244 amino acids. The transcript has 5 exons.